Molecule: messenger RNA, 2044 nt
Organism: Olea europaea var. sylvestris
Lineage: Eukaryota; Viridiplantae; Streptophyta; Magnoliopsida; Lamiales; Oleaceae
Product: probable methyltransferase PMT23
Exons: 8
Coding region: 121-1965 (614 amino acids)
Cellular component (GO): trans-Golgi network; cytoplasm; endosome
Molecular function (GO): methyltransferase activity
Source: RefSeq, a predicted model, not a curated record
UCUAUCUCUCUCUCACAUGCUCAAAUCUCUUCUUUCCACCUUCGUACGAUUACAUAUAUUAGUUAAGAAUUGAGAUCUUCAAUGGUGGUAUGAUAAUCUGCUGAUAAUAUAAUAACGACGAUGGUAAUAUCAUUAUCAGUACACAAUCUUCUAAACCAAAGAAAAUAUCCGUUCAUUUUUGCUUUUUUCCUUUUACUCAUAUUCGUCACUUUACUCCUCAUCUCCAACUCCCACUCACCCAUUUCGACGACAGCUGAUCUCGGGCAACCCGACCCGUAUUCUUCCAAACCGUUUCCCAGCCCUCCACUAGAAAAUACCGCUCCGUCGGAUAAUGAUAGGAAUAUUAUCAAUACUACUACCGACACUAGUACGGACACCGCCGGAAGCAUUGGUAGUGUUGAUGAUGAGUCUGUGGCAGUGGAGUGGAAGGUGUGCGAGGGAUCAGUGGCAGUGGAUUACAUACCCUGUUUAGACAAUACGAAAGCGAUAAUGGCUUUGCAGUCUCGGAGGCAUAUGGAGCACCUGGAGAGACAUUGCCCCGACCCGAGUCCGAGGUGUUUGGUCCCUUUACCCCAAGGGUACAAAAUUCCAGUUCCAUGGCCCAAGAGUAGGGAUAUGGUAUGGUAUGAUAAUGUUCCUCAUCCUAAGCUUGUUGAAUACAAGAAAGACCAGCAUUGGGUGGUGAAAUCGGGGGAUUAUUUUAUCUUCCCCGGUGGUGGCACACAAUUCAAGAAUGGAGUCGGUCAUUAUAUUGAUUCUAUUGAAAAGGCUUUACCAAUUAUUGAGUGGGGGAAGAAAACAAGGGUUAUUUUAGACGUUGGCUGUGGUGUUGCUAGCUUUGGUGGUUCUUUAAUCGACAGAGAUGUUAUUACCAUGUCUUUUGCUCCAAAGGAUGAACACGAGGCUCAAAUACAGUUUGCCCUUGAGCGGGGAAUUCCUGCCACACUAUCGGUAAUUGGAACCCAACGGCUGAUAUUUCCAGAUAAUGCUUAUGAUUUGAUUCACUGUGCACGGUGCAGGGUUCACUGGGAUGCUGAUGGUGGAAAACCACUAAUGGAACUCAACAGGGUGCUUAGGCCUGGAGGAUAUUUCAUAUGGUCGGCCACCCCAGUGUAUAGGAAGGAUGAAAGAGAUAAGAAUGUCUGGAAAUCUAUGGUAGCUUUGACAGAAGCAGUUUGCUGGAAGGUAGUGGUGAAGACCUUUUUCGUCACUUCUCAUAUUGGGGUAGUUAUCUAUCAAAAACCAGUGUCCUCUUCCUGCUACGAGAAUCGCAAAGAAAAUAAUCCACCUCUUUGUGAUCAUGCCAGUCGGCCAAACAGUUCAUGGUACGCUCCUCUGGACGGUUGCCUUCCACGACUUCCAAACUAUGCACAGGAGUGGCGUUCAUCCUGGCCCGAUAGGCUUAAAAGUAAACCUCCAACCCUGAUCCCAGAACCAGAUGCAGUGAAAAUAUUUAACGCUGACACCAGACACUGGUCUGCACUUGUUUCUGAUGUUUAUCUUGGAGGUCUCGAUAUAAAUUGGUCGAGCGUGAGAAACGUGAUGGAUAUGAAAGCAGGUUAUGGAGGGUUUGCUGCUGCACUCGUAAAUCUACCCCUGUGGGUGAUGAAUGUUGUCCCUAUUCAUGAAACCGAUACUUUAUCUGUCAUCUUCGAUAGAGGGCUGAUUGGAGUUUACCAUGACUGGUGCGAAUCUCUCAACACCUAUCCACGGACAUAUGAUCUGCUGCAUUCCAGUUUCCUAUUCAGAAAUUUGACCCAAAGGUGUGAUAUGAUCGAUGUUGCAGUGGAGAUGGAUAGGAUCCUAAGACCGGGAGGGUAUUUGUUGGUUCAAGACAGCAUGAAAAUAAUUAACAAGCUCGUCUUGAUUCUGAAAUCCCUUCAUUGGUCAGUAAAUUUACAUCAAGAACAGUUUCUUGUGGGGAAGAAAGACUUUUGGCGCCCUGAGGGAAAAGCCAGAAUAUGAACAUUCCCAAGUUUGAAGUGUACAAUCUUAUUUUCUAUUAAGCAUAGAGGAAAUACAUUCUUUCCACAGUAUUUUCAGA